CUAAGAAACGGGCCAUUGAAGAUACCGAAAAUGUAGAUGUUUCAAUGGGAGAUAUUUCAAUGGGUGGAUCUGAAAUCGAUACAUCCAACUUAUCCAAAAACCAAAAAAAGAAAUUAGCCAAAAAAUUAAAAGCAGCAGACGGAACCAGUGUACCCACCAAAACUGAGAAUACCCCACAAAAAGAAAAGAAUGAAAAGAAACCAGCCAACGAAUCGGCUAAGAAAUCAUCUGAAGCUGGAUCUGCCAAAAAACCUAGUAAACCUGAAUCGACUAAAACGAUCACGACUUCAUCUGGUUUGAAAAUCAUUGAUGCUAAAGUGGGUGAAGGAGCUGAAGCUAAAGCCGGUCAAACGGUUUCCAUGAGAUAUAUUGGUAAAUUAGAUAAUGGUAAAGUCUUUGAUUCGAAUACUAGAGGUGAAGCUUUUAGAUUCAAACUUGGAAAAGGUGAAGUUAUCAAAGGUUGGGAUGAAGGUAUUAAGGGUAUGAAGAUUGGAGGUGAAAGGAAAUUGAUUAUUCCUUCUGGUCUUGCUUAUGGUAAACGAGGAUCACCACCUGAAAUCCCAGCUAAUGCUACUUUAACUUUCGAAGUUAAACUCUUGAGCAUCAAAUAGAAUCUUUUUCGUUUCUAUCGUUCUUGUUGUCUUUCUUUCUUUCUUUGUCAUGGAUCCGUGAAAAAUAAACUACACUAUAUGAAUAC
Messenger RNA from Melampsora larici-populina 98AG31, 697 nucleotides. RefSeq lists its product as uncharacterized. The record is from RefSeq and is a predicted model, not a curated record. Lineage: Eukaryota; Fungi; Basidiomycota; Pucciniomycetes; Pucciniales; Melampsoraceae. Gene Ontology annotation, molecular function: macrolide binding; peptidyl-prolyl cis-trans isomerase activity. Gene Ontology annotation, cellular component: nucleolus; chromatin. Bases 45 to 611 code for a protein of 188 amino acids. The transcript is spliced from 2 exons.